AAAAUUGGCUUUUGGGGUCUUACACGGCUGUAUAAUGCUGACUAAGUGACCCAAGAAUAGACUUUAUAAUUGGCCUUGACUUCAGUUGACUUUGUCUCUAUCGUAGCUAUUCUUGUUUUAGUAUAUAAUAUAAGAGACCUUCGAUUUUAACAUAUGAAUUAGAACCAACUCUUAACCCUCUCAAACUCCUCCAUUAUCCCCCUUCCCCUUCCUUUGGAUUUCCAUACAAAGUACCCAAUUUCAAAUCAAUAUGAAGAAAGUGGUGCUAAAGGUGGAACUCUAUGAUGACAAGAUCAAGAAAAAGGCCAUGAAGGCAGUAUCUGGUCUUUCUGGGGUUGAGUCAGUCUCUGUGGAUAUGAAGGACCAGAAAAUGACCAUAAUUGGGGAUGUUGAUCCUGUUGUUGUAGUGGGCAAACUUAGAAAAUUUUGUCAUGCUGAAAUUCUUUCAGUUGGACCAGCCAAAGAGGAAAAAAAGGAAGAAGCUAAGAAAGAGGACAAGAAAGAUGAGAAGAAAGAUCCAAAGGUGGAAUAUGCUGAACUUUUGAAGGUCUAUGAAGCGUAUUAUAAUCAAACUAGACAGCCAUAUCCAUAUUAUUAUUACAAAACUGUAGAAGACUAUCCUAGUGGCUGUGUUAUUUGCUAAGUCUUUAUGGAGUUUCACAGAGAUAAUAAAUGAGAUCAAGAAAAGAAGACUGUAGUUGGAGUUGGAGAGUUAUGGUUCAUUUGAAUUUUCCUUUUCCUUCUUUUCCUAGUUAAAUUUUGGCCUUUCCUCUUGUUUUAGCUCAGAAAAAAGAAGAAAGUGGUGUAUAAGCAGAGAAAUAUAAUUUGUACAUUAUUUUGUGGUGUAAUACAGCAUAUUCAAGAUUCUGGUUUCCUUAUCAUAGAAAUAACAAUUGAGAGAUGGGUUUUAAU
Messenger RNA from Abrus precatorius (Indian licorice), 912 nucleotides. Its product is annotated as heavy metal-associated isoprenylated plant protein 39-like. The record is from RefSeq and is a predicted model, not a curated record. Bases 251 to 643 code for a protein of 130 amino acids. The transcript has 3 exons. Gene Ontology annotation, molecular function: metal ion binding. NCBI's taxonomy places the organism in Eukaryota, Viridiplantae, Streptophyta, Magnoliopsida, Fabales, Fabaceae.